AAUGUUAUAACUGAAAUGAUGUUACUGGAGGCCCUGCUCUACUUAACUUCCCCAAGAACCCUAAAAGUCUCAAUCCCAAUACAUCACUGGCUCAUAAUGGAUCUUGCCAUGUAAAUCAGGUCCAGAUGUAGAUGAGGUUCCUCAGAUAUAAUUCCUUAAGAACAGCUCUGAGCACUGUUCCUCUGAAGGCCUGUGAGCUAGAGACGUUAUCUGCUGUCCACGUACCCAGCAUACAGAGUUGGCAAGCAGAAGAUAAGCAUAGUAGACACUUUUGUUCAAAAGGGGAAAAAACAGGAGCGACAGCUGCCACUGGGUCAUAGUAAUUCUGAAAUCCAGCAAGGCACGUGAUGCCAGUUCCUUGAUUCAAGUCCCCUCCUGCUCCUUGGGAAUGAUUAUCUGCAGCUCCUGGCUCUAUCCUCUUGGCUCAUGGGUUUCUUCUAAGUUGUCCUUUCUUUCCCAUAGGAAAUAGUCCAUGUUUGCAUCUGAAUAGCCUUCUCAGAAGGCUUCUUAGAAGGCUGGGGCCCACAUGUCCCAUUUUAUUUUUGUGCUUUGCCUUUUCUGGUAUAAUUGUCCCUUGCUAUUUGUGGUGGAUUGGUUCUAGGUCUGAGAUGCUCAAAUCCUGCAGUCAGCCCUGCCAAACGUGGGGAUGAGGACUACUGCAUUCCCAGUUGCUACUUUAUCUUCAAACGUAGCAUUUUGAUUGGCUGCCGAACGGGGUGGAAUUAUCAUAACUCUUGGCCUUUGAAACUAUUUUCAGUUUUCAUUCCCCUGAAUACUCUGUAAAUUGUACACAUUGAGCACCUACUGUACCCCAGCACUGUUUCAAGAAUCAGGGAUAUCGCAGUGAAUGAGACAGACAAAGAUAUCUGCCUUGUGGAGCUGCCAUUCUAGUGGGGAAGACAGACAAUAUGCAAAUAAGUGAGUAGUAUAAGAGGAAAAACUUUGGGAGGCUGAGUCGGGAGGAUUACUUGACACCAGGAGUUCAAGACCACCUGGGUAACAUAGUGAAAACUUCUCUUAACAAAAAAAAAAAAAAAAAAAAAAUUAGCCAGCCAUAGUGGUGCAUGCCUGUGGUCUCAGCUACUCAGGAGGCUGAGACAGGAGGAUCACUUGAGCCCAGAACUUCAAGGCUGCAGUAAGCCCUGAUUAUGCCACUGCACUCCAGCAUGGGCAACAGAGCAAGACCUUGUCUCAAAAAAAAAAAAAAAAAAAAAAAAGAAAAAAGAAAAAACAGGAGAAAAGCAGUAGGGAGAUGUCAAUUUUUGUGUUUGUAUUGUGGUGACAGACAGAGGGACUUCAGUUUUAAAUAGGGAAGGCUAUUUCACUGAAAAGGUUACUUUAAAGUCAAGACCAGAGGAAAGUGAGGAAGUGGCCAAGCAGAUACCUGGAGGAAGAGCUUUCCAGGUAGAGAGAAGCACAACUGCAGAGGUCUGAUGUAGAUGUGUGCCUUCUCUUUUCUUUUUUGUUUAUCUUCUGGAAGAGACAGUCUUUUUAUGUUGCCCAAGCUGGUCUUGAACUCCUGGGCACAUGCAAAGUGAAAGCAGAGAAAGAGUAGACUUACCCCAGAGGCGGAUGGUUCUGCAGUGUGCAAGGCCAUUUCAGAGUACACAUAGAGGAAACAGGAGAAUAGGUGGUGAGGGUUUUGGGGAAAGAGCCGAUUUUGGUUGAAAAAGUAGGGGAAACCCCAGACAUUGUACCAUCUCAGGGUUAAGACUGUUUGCCUAGCUUUUGAGAUUUUUUUUUUUCUUCCCCCAGACCCCUCAACUCCUGAGAUCUUAUCGGGAAGCUGCUGAUCACCAGUUUUAGGUGUUUUUAUCUAUUGGGAGACUGCCUUUCUCUGGUCUGGCUGCAACCAAUUAUUAUUUUAGAGAGACAGCUUAACCUGACCACCACGUCAUGGUUGCCUCACAUUGCUCGUGGGGGAGUGGCCCCUCUCCUGCCCUGCUCAGGUCUGACUACUUACUUACUGUAACAAUUGCAAGGUUUUUGGAUGGAACAAUUGAAAGAAUGGAGCUUGCAUGAACCAAAAUAAGAAAAGACUAUGAGAGGGCAUUGUUGAAGAUGGAGACAAAAGUUCUGAGUGGAUCCUGUUGUGUUCAGAUGGGGCUGGUGCUUGGGAGGCUGCUCUGUGCUUGCAAGAAGAGUUCUACCAGUCCAUCUUUAUCACAUCUUCUCUAAUAUUAAGUUCAGAGAGGCUUUAGCUCAUUUUCCAUUUUCUUGGGCUGUCUUCUCUGCCAGACAAAGUGUCUAUUUCUCCUGUCUCUAUCACCGAGCCACACAAUUGCUGUAGUCAUUUGCAGUCUACUAGAACGAUAACACACAUUGGCAUCAGACAGAUCUUGGUUCAAAACCCCUCUCCACCAGUUUCUGUGUUGAGCUAGACCAAGUGACAUGAUAUACUGAGUCUCAGUUCCUUAUUUGUAAAAUGGUGAUAAUAAUUUUUGGUUAAGUAGUUAAAGUAAGGAUAAAUGAUGCCUUUCGAAGGACACAAGUGGAAUGGCCAGUUUACCCCUUGUCCCCUCUUCGGUGGCAUUAUUUAUUCUGGAGUAAGGAGGGAUGGCUGAGGGAAUCUGUCUGUGGGUCCAACAUGGCGCCGUCCUGCUCCUUGUAUGAGCCUCAAAGAUGGGGUCAACCAUUUGGGGGCAGACAUGUUUGUAGCACGUGAUCCAGGCUCAGUCCCGAGGCAGCCGGAACGUGACGCAAGGUUGAGGCGGGGCUCCUCCCCCGCACCCUGGCGUCGAGCGUCUCGUGACAGGUACUUCCGCUCGGGGCGGCGGCGGUGGCGGAAGUGGGAGCGGGCCUGGAGUCUUGGCCAUAAAGCCUGAGGCGGUGGCAGCGGCGGAGUUGGCGUCUUGAAGAGCUCAGGAGAGUUCCCUGGAACCAGAACUUGGACCUCUUCGCUUCUGUCUUCCGUUUAGUCUCCUCCUCGGCGGGAGCCCUCGCGACGCGCCCGGCCCGGAGCCCCCAGCGCAGCGGCCGCGUUUGAAGGAUGACCUCUAGGAAGAAAGUGUUGCUGAAGGUUAUCAUCCUGGGAGAUUCUGGAGUCGGGAAGACAUCACUCAUGAACCAGUAUGUGAAUAAGAAAUUCAGCAAUCAGUACAAAGCCACAAUAGGAGCUGACUUUCUGACAAAGGAGGUGAUGGUGGAUGACAGGCUAGUCACAAUGCAGAUAUGGGACACAGCAGGACAGGAACGGUUCCAGUCUCUCGGUGUGGCCUUCUACAGAGGUGCAGACUGCUGCGUUCUGGUAUUUGAUGUGACUGCCCCCAACACAUUCAAAACCCUAGAUAGCUGGAGAGAUGAGUUUCUCAUCCAGGCCAGUCCCCGAGAUCCUGAAAACUUCCCCUUUGUUGUGUUGGGAAACAAGAUUGACCUCGAAAACAGACAAGUGGCCACAAAGCGGGCACAGGCCUGGUGCUACAGCAAAAACAACAUUCCCUACUUUGAGACCAGUGCCAAGGAGGCCAUCAACGUGGAGCAGGCGUUCCAGACGAUUGCACGGAAUGCACUUAAGCAGGAAACGGAGGUGGAGCUGUACAACGAAUUUCCUGAACCUAUCAAACUGGACAAGAAUGACCGGGCCAAGGCCUCGGCAGAAAGCUGCAGUUGCUGAGGGGGCAUUGAGAGUUGAGCACAGAGUCCUUCACAAACCAAGAACACACGUAGGCCUUCAACACAAUUCCCCUCUCCUCUUCCAAACAAAACAUACAUUGAUCUCUCACAUCCAGCUGCCAAAAGAAAACCCCAUCAAACACAGUUACACCCCACGUAUCACACACACACACACACACACACACACACACACACACACACACACAGAUCUGACGUAAUCAAACUCCAGCUCUUGCCCGUGAUGGCUCCUUGGGGUCUGCCUGCCCACCCACAUGAGCCCGCGAGUAUGGCAGCAGGACAAGCCAGCGGUGGAAGUCAUUCUGAUAUGGAGUUGGCAUUGGAAGCUUAUUUUUUUUGUUCACUGGAGAGAGAGAGAACUGUUUACAGUUAAUCUGUGUCUAAUUAUCUGAUUUUUUUUAAUGGUCUUGUGGUCUUUUUACCCCCCCUUUCCCCUCCCUCCUUGAAGGCUACCCCUUGGGAAGGCUGGUGCCCCAUGCCCCAUUACAGGCUCACACCCAGUCUGAUCAGGCUGAGUUUUGUAUGUAUCUAUCUGUUAAUGCUUGUUACUUUUAACUAAUCAGAUCUUUUUACAGUAUCCAUUUAUUAUGUAAUGCUUCUUAGAAAAGAAUCUUAUAGUACAUGUUAAUAUAUGCAACCAAUUAAAAUGUAUAAAUUAGUGUAAGAAAUUCUUGGAUUAUGUGUUUAAGUCCUGUAAUGCAGGCAUGUAAGAUGGAGGGUUGAACCCUGUUUGGAUUGCAGAGUGUUACUCAGAAUUGGGAAAUCCAGCUAGCGGCAGUAUUCUGUACAGUAGACACAAGAAUUAUGUACGCCUUUUAUCAAAGACUUAAGAGCCAAAAAGCUUUUCAUCUCUCCAGGGGGAAAACUGUCUAGUUCCCUUCUGUGUCUAAAUUUUCCAAAAGGUUGAUUUGCAUAAUACAGUGGUAUGUGCAAUGGAUAAAUUGCCGUUAUUUCAAAAAUUAAAAUUCUCAUUUUCUUUCUUUUUUUCCCCUCUGCUCCACACUUCAAAACUCCCCUGUUAGAUCAGCAUCCUACUACAAGAGUGAAAGGAAAACCCUAACAGAUCUGUCCUAGUGAUUUUACCUUUGUUCUAGAAGGCACUCCUUUCAGGUGGUAUCCUUAGGUUAGCGGAGCUUUUUCCUCUUCCCCACCCAUCUCCCCAAUAUUGCCCAUUAUUAAUUAACCUGUUUCUUUGGUUGGAACCCUGGCAGUUCUGCUCCCUUCCUAGGAUCUGCCCCUGCAUUGUAGCUUGCUUAACGGAGCACUUCUCCUUUUUCCAAAGGUCUACAUUCUAGGGUGUGGGCUGAGUUCUUCUGUAAAGAGAUGAACGCAAUGCCAAUAAAAUUGAACAAGAACAAUGA
This is a messenger RNA of Pongo pygmaeus (Bornean orangutan), 4991 nucleotides long. It is a transcript of the gene RAB7A, whose product is annotated as RAB7A, member RAS oncogene family. The coding region runs from base 2990 to 3613 and encodes 207 amino acids. Gene Ontology annotation, molecular function: GTP binding; GTPase activity. Lineage: Eukaryota; Metazoa; Chordata; Mammalia; Primates; Hominidae. Gene Ontology annotation, cellular component: lysosome; late endosome; phagocytic vesicle. Gene Ontology annotation, biological process: phagosome-lysosome fusion; endosome to lysosome transport. The record is from RefSeq and is a predicted model, not a curated record. The transcript has 6 exons.